UUAAGUUGAUGAUUGUUUAUUGUAGGAAGACUGUGUAGAAGUACCUCCAUGGCUGACAAUUAUGUACAAUACAGCGUAUUUUGAUAUGUGUAACGCUCAUCCGAAUACUAAGAAGAACGAGCUGGAUCACUUUUGCAUUGAUUGUCUUUUAGCUUUGUGUUAUCACUGUCUUCCUGCUCAUUCUUCUCACAAACAUGUUAAGAUUCGGAGAUACGUAUAUUGUGAAGUGAUCAAUCGCAAAGAUUUAUGCAAGCUAUUCAAUUGUUCGGGCAUACAGGCAUAUCAUACAAAUAAAACUAAAGUGCUAUUCUUGAAGCAAAGGCAUCAACAACCACUACAACAACAACAAAGUCAACAACACAAUUCAAAAGAUCAUAGUUGCAUCAUCUGUCAAAGGAGUUUGCAAGACAGCACUUCCCUCUAUUGCAGCAUUGCAUGCAAGGUUAGUUUUUGUGUUUUUUGAUAACUUAAGGUGUCCGGACCAGUUUGCGCGUACCUCGAGUAAUCUCUGGGGGACCAAUUCUACCAUCUACUAGCGAGGAGCAGAACUCUGUAUGGACUGGCUCAACAUAAGAGUUGAUAGCACCUAAGAGGUUUUGAACCUUCUAAGUCCCAAACCUUUACCACUAGGCCAACCCUUGAGGGUUUAGUUUUUGUUCUUUGUCUUUCUUUUUAAUUAUCAAAAAACAAUCAACAACUAUUAAGCCUAUUUGUUUCAACUUUGCCACAACAUUACACACCAUCAUAUUAUUCUUGUUAACAGGUUUUCUCUAUCAGUAGAGGUGCGUCUGAUCAUGACAAUGAAAAAGAUGAAGACUUGGGUAGCAAAAGAAGCGAUGAAGAAAUUGUAACACAAUCAUCACCUAAGAGGCAAAAAGUUAGAAAAGGAGUCGCUCAAAGAGCUCCAAUGUAUUGAAUGCACUUAUUUAUUUUUAUUUUUUUUACUUUUUUACUUUUUAUUUAUUUAUUUA
Messenger RNA from Camellia sinensis, 971 nucleotides. NCBI's taxonomy places the organism in Eukaryota, Viridiplantae, Streptophyta, Magnoliopsida, Ericales, Theaceae. The record is from RefSeq and is a predicted model, not a curated record.